Symsagittifera roscoffensis is the source of this 939-nucleotide messenger RNA. RefSeq lists its product as uncharacterized. Lineage: Eukaryota; Metazoa; Xenacoelomorpha; Acoela; Convolutidae. The record is from RefSeq and is a predicted model, not a curated record.
CAGUACAACAGAAUCGUCAAAUCAAAUCACGUGUGAUAUAGCUGUUAGUUAAAGCUAUAGACUUAAGUCCAUGUCGAACAAUACAUUUAAAAUACAUUUUAACACAGUUAAAUUGUCUUUCAAGCUGGUUUUGCUGGCAGCUGCUGUCAGCUUCACUGUUUCUUCGCGGGGUUCCAAAUUUGCAAACGAUUCUGCGCCGACUGUGGAGCAGGGCUCACUGCAUGGUGGGGGUUCCCGGAAGUCCUAUCACAUCCUCAUGGUCACCAUGUGCAUGCGGGGCCACUUCAACCCUUCUGCAGGUCAAUACCGAGCACUAGUAGACAAAGGUCACAGAGUGUCCGUCUUCACAACGGACUCUUGUCCCGAGCAGAUAAUCCAAGACAUGCCAGGUGCAUUCGAAGUGCAUGAAACCACAGUAAUGCCGACCAUUGUACCGCUGAAUGUUCUGGAAGCUCUGAUGACGCUUCCAAGUUACCUUCGUGAAGAUGGGAUAAUUAAAGCAUACGAAGAGCUGGAUAAGUUUCUAGAAAAGUCUCCUCACAAUUAUGACAUUGUGAUUGGCGACUCGCUUGUCGGCGGUCCUAUUUUGGCGGCCAGAAAACACGGAAUUCCGAAUGUGAAUUUGUUCACGUCUCCGCUUCUGGAAACUGCCAGAACACACCCUUCAAUUUGGGACAGAAACGAACUGCCGAUCGAGGAGCCCGGGGAAACCACUUCGUUGAAAGGGGUCAUAGUAACAUCAGUGCUGGCCGCAACUUUGGAAAUGUUGAUUUCCAUUCCAAUAUAUCGAACACUUCAAGACAUUCAUGCUCAAAAUGGAUGGGAGUCCGUUCCAUAUGACUAUGGCAGAUUCCACCUUAGCUAUCGUCAUAGAUACUCACUUCUAUUGAGCAAUGGAGCUGCGCCGUUCACGAGAAAGUUUGGAGAACACUAUGAAAA